Ciona intestinalis (vase tunicate) is the source of this 874-nucleotide messenger RNA. RefSeq names its product NF-kappa-B inhibitor-interacting Ras-like protein 2. Gene Ontology annotation, biological process: Ral protein signal transduction; negative regulation of canonical NF-kappaB signal transduction. The record is from RefSeq and is a predicted model, not a curated record. Lineage: Eukaryota; Metazoa; Chordata; Ascidiacea; Phlebobranchia; Cionidae. Gene Ontology annotation, molecular function: GTP binding; GTPase activity; GTPase activating protein binding.
ACGUUGUAGUUUACACUUUGCGGAUAUAGGUUUUGCGUUAAAUCUGUUGCUCUUUUGCGUAGAGUAGUUUAAUGGGGAAACUGACAAAGCUUGUUGUGUUCGGUGCAAGUCAGACAGGAAAAACAUCGAUUUUGGAAAACUUGAUUUAUGGUGAAUAUGCUUCAGAUGAUCGGUACAAGACGUUAGAGGAUAUUUAUCUGGCACAAAUUGACACGGAGAGAGGCGUGAAGGAAACUGUUCGUAUUCAAGAUACAGCUGGGUAUGAUUGGACAAGCAACACCGGCAAUAGUUGCCCAAAACAUUAUUUUCAUUUUGGUGAUGGGUUCGUUCUUGUUUACAGCAUUACAGACAAAGAUUCAUUUAAAAGUGUGGAGCUGAUUAAAAAAGAGAUUGAUAAAACAAGAGAAAAGAAAGACAUUUGUAUUGUUGUUAUUGGUAACAAAAGUGAUCUUGCAUCAGAAAGACAAGUCGAUACUAACAUGGCAUUAAACUGGGCGUCCAAGGAAAAAGUUCGCCUGUUUGAAGUUUCAUCCAAUAACAGAAAAGCAAUUGCUGAACCCUUUAUUCAUAUUUGUAGUAAAAUGACGCAACCGCCGGCCAAGUCUACAUUACUUGGUGGUCGGCGAAUGAAACAACAAAGCAUUGAUUGACUUUAUUUACAAUAUGUUUUUAAAAUUUCUUUAUUAAUAAGCAAUUGAACUGUACAUUAAUGUUUCUGGUAAAUACGCUUCUAGUUUGGAAUAACAAAGGCAACUAUUCAUUACCCAAGCUUGGACCGAAAUUUUGUCAUUGUUGUGUCACUUGUGUGCAUUUGUGCAAUACAUAAUAACCCUACAUAUUCUUACUAAUGUAACUCUUCCAUUGUUCAAACCUA